Molecule: messenger RNA, 3690 nt
Organism: Prunus armeniaca (apricot)
Lineage: Eukaryota; Viridiplantae; Streptophyta; Magnoliopsida; Rosales; Rosaceae
Source: the annotation of a GenBank genome assembly
AUGGCAGGAGGAAAGAUAAGGGCAAAGCUCCGGCAGAGCCAGCUUUACACAUUCUGCCAAAAGCCAAAAGCCAGUGAGACAGAGGCGUCUCGCCCAAUCCAAGGAGCCGGGUUCUCAAGAACUGUAUAUUGUAACCAACCUCUUCUCCAUCAGAAGAAGCCUUAUAAAUACCGUUCAAAUUUCAUAUCAACCACCAAGUAUAACCCUAUCACGUUCUUGCCCAAGGCACUGUUUGAGCAGUUCAGACGGGUUGCCAAUGUGUAUUUUCUUUUGGCUGCCAUUCUUUCCCUCACCCCUGUCUCACCAUUCUCUCCUGUGAGCAUGAUUGCUCCUCUGGUAUUUGUUGUUGGUCUCAGUAUGGCAAAGGAAGCACUGGAAGAUUGGAAUAGGUUCUUGCAGGAUAUGAAGGUUAAUCUCCGAAAAGUGAUCGUUCAUAAAGGAGAUGGUGUUUUUGGUUUUAGGCCAUGGCAUAAAAUUCAGGUUGGAGACAUCUUGAAAGUGGAAAAGGAUCAAUUCUUUCCUGCAGAUUUGCUUCUUUUGUCAUCAAGUUAUGAAGACGGGAUUUGCUAUGUUGAGACUAUGAACUUAGAUGGUGAGACGAAUUUGAAGGUAAAGAGAUGUUUGGAAGUAACCUCACCUUUGGAGGAUGAUGGCACUUUCAAGGAUUUCACUGCAACAAUUCAAUGUGAAGAUCCAAACCCCAAUCUUUACUCCUUUGUGGGUAAUCUUGAAUAUGAUCGGCAGGUUUAUCCUCUCGAACCUGGUCAAAUACUCCUCAGAGAUUCGAAGCUCAGGAAUACAGCUUACGUGUAUGGGGUGGUGAUUUUCACAGGCCAUGAUAGCAAAGUUAUGCAGAAUUCAACAAAAUCCCCUUCAAAAAGGAGUGGUAUAGAAAGGAAAAUGGAUAAUAUUAUCUAUAUCCUUUUCACCCUCCUUGUAGGGAUCUCAUUGAUCAGCUCAAUAGGCUUUGCCGUGAAGACAAAAUUCAGUAUGCCAGACUCGUGGUACAUGCGCCCUGAUCAAACAACAGAUAUGUACAGCCCAGAAAAGCCUGCCUUGUCGGGCCUUAUCCAUCUGGUUACUGCUCUCAUCCUUUAUGGAUAUCUAAUACCCAUCUCUCUGUAUGUUUCAAUUGAGGUUGUGAAGGUUUUGCAAGCAACCUUCAUUAACCAAGACAUACACAUGUAUGAUGAAGAGACUGGGAAUCCUGCUCAAGCACGGACAUCAAAUUUGAAUGAGGAGUUAGGCCAGGUAGACACCAUCCUCUCUGAUAAAACUGGCACGUUAACCUGCAACCAAAUGGACUUUCUCAAGUGUUCCAUUGGUGGUACUGCAUAUGGUGUCCGUUCUAGUGAAGUUGAACUUGCGGCAGCAAAACAGAUGGCUUUUGACCUUGAGGACAAUGAAGAUGAUCUUUCUAAUUUUCCCAUGCGAAAACAUAAUCCACGUGUAUCAUGGGGGAAUGGAGUAGGAUCAGAAAUUGAGCUGGAGACUGUUGUUACUUCCAAAGAUGAUAAGGAUCGGAAACCUGCAAUAAAGGGGUUUAGCUUUGAGGACAGCCGGCUUAUGAAUGGAAAUUGGUUGAACGAGCCCAGCCCUGAUGUGAUUUCAUUAUUUUUACGAAUAUUAGCAGUUUGCCACACUGCAAUUCCUGAGCUAAAUGAAGGGACUGGCAGUUAUACGUAUGAAGCAGAGUCACCUGAUGAAGCGGCUUUUCUUGUUGCAGCAAGAGAGUUAGGUUUUGAGUUUUGUAAAAGAAAUCAAUCAAGUGUGUUUGUCAAUGAGAAGUUUCCUUAUUCAGGACAACCAGUGGACAGGGAGUACAAAGUCUUAAAUCUAUUGGAGUUCACUAGCAAAAGGAAGCGUAUGUCUGUUAUUGUGCGAGAUGAAGAUGGACAGAUUUUUCUUUUUUGCAAAGGUGCUGACAGCAUCAUUUUUGAUCGACUUUCCAAGAAUGGAAGAAUGUAUGAGGAAGCUACUACAAAGCAUUUGAAUGAAUAUGGAGAAGCUGGGUUGCGUACAUUGGCACUUUCUUAUAGAAGGCUUGAGGAGGCCGAGUACUCUGCUUGGAGCAAUGAGUUUCAGAAAGCAAAAACAUCUAUUGGGGCUGAUAGAGAUGGAAUGCUUGAGCGAGUAGCAGAUAAGAUGGAAAGAGAUUUGAUCCUUGUUGGUGCAACAGCUGUGGAGGACAAAUUGCAAAAAGGGGUGCCCCAAUGCAUAGACAAUCUUGCACAAGCUGGUCUUAAGAUAUGGGUUUUGACAGGGGAUAAGAUGGAAACUGCAAUCAACAUAGGAUUUGCAUGUAGUUUGCUCCGACAGGGCAUGAAGCAGAUCUGUAUAUCAACAGCGAAUUUUGACACGUUGGGACAAGAUAGCAAAGAGGCUGUGAAAGAUAACAUUUUGAAUCAAAUUACCAAUGCCUCACAAAUGAUCAAGUUGGAGAAAGAUCCACAUGCAGCAUUUGCAUUAAUUAUUGAUGGAAAAACUUUAACCUAUGCUUUGGAGGAUGAUAUGAAGCAUCUAUUCUUGGGUUUAGCUGUUGACUGUGCAUCAGUCAUAUGCUGCCGUGUCUCUCCCAAGCAGAAGGCACUGGUAACAAGGUUAGUCAAACAAGGAACUGGAAAAACCACAUUAGCAAUUGGUGAUGGUGCAAAUGAUGUUGGAAUGAUACAAGAAGCUGACAUUGGUGUUGGAAUCAGUGGGGUUGAAGGUAUGCAGGCUGUGAUGGCUAGUGAUUUUUCUAUUGCCCAGUUUCGGUUUUUGGAGAGACUUUUGGUAGUCCAUGGGCAUUGGUGCUAUAAGAGGAUUGCUCAGAUGGUUUGCUAUUUCUUCUACAAAAAUAUUGCAUUUGGUCUCACCCUCUUCUACUUUGAGGCAUUCACGGGUUUCUCUGGGCAAUCAAUAUAUGAUGACUGGUACAUGUUAUCGUUCAAUGUCAUUCUUACCUCAUUGCCUGUCAUAUCACUUGGAGUCUUUGAACAAGAUGUGUCUUCCGAGGUCUGCUUACAGUUCCCUGCAUUGUAUCAGCAAGGACCUAGAAAUUUGUUCUUCGACUGGUACAGGAUACUGGGGUGGAUGGGCAAUGGUGUCUAUUGCUCUCUAAUCAUCUUCUUCCUCAACAUUAUCAUCUUCUAUGACCAGGCCUUCCGUUCUAAUGGCCAGACUGCUGAUAUGGCUGCUAUGGGUACCACGAUGUUUAGUUGCAUUGUCUGGGCUGUUAACUGCCAGAUUGCUCUCACAAUGAGCCACUUUACAUGGAUUCAGCACCUCUUUGUGUGGGGCAGUAUUGCAAUGUGGUACCUAUUUCUCUUACUUUACGGCAUGCUGUCUCCAGUUCACUCCAAGAAUGCCUAUCAAAUUCUAGUUGAAGCUCUUGGUCCUGCACCAUUAUUUUGGUCAGCCACCCUUUUAGUAACAAUUGCUUGUAAUCUUCCCUACAUUGUCCACUUAGCCUUCCAAAGAAGUUUCAAUCCAAUGGAUCAUCAUAUCAUCCAAGAAAUCAAAUACUACAAGAAAGAUGUUGAGGAUCAGCGCAUGUGGAAGCGGGAGGCGUCUAAAGCAAGACAAGAAACCAAGAUUGGGUUUACGGCUAGAGUGGAUGCCAAGAUCAGACAUUUGAGAGGGAGGCUGCAAAAGAAGCAUACCCCUGGUUUGAGGCCGAUUGCAGUUUUACGUUGUGGCCCGUUGUAA